AUGAUAUACAGGAUUGGGGGAGGGGUUCGGAAGGAGGAGCAGGUGGUGGGUGGGGAGAGGAGGGAAUACUAUAUGAUACGGAUGCCAGGCAAGAAGAGCUCCCCCCUAAAGAACAGCUGCGAGACUCCAGAGCUCGGCUGUGCCCCCGAAUAUGCCCCGCAGGUCUCCUCCCAGUCACUCAUGCUCAAGGAGAAGUGUCAGGGAACAAGCCUGGUUUGUUUCAAGAUGUUGGUUCUGCUCUCUGGUCUCAUCGGAGUGGUGUCAUGGAAGAGGCCGCUGUCUCUUGUGAUCACAUUCUUCAUGCUGCUGUCUGCAGUGUGUGUGAUGCUCAACCUGGCGGGCUCCAUCCUUUCCUGCCAGAACGCUCAGCUUGUCAACUCCCUGGAAGACUGUCAACUGCUCAAGUUUGACAGCGACGGAGUGUGUGUUUGCUGCGAGCUUCAGAAGCAGAGCUCCAGCUGCAACAACCUGGGAGAGACGCUCAAACUGAACCCGCUGCGGGACUGCAAUACCAUACGCUUACGUCUCAAGGAGCUGCUGUUUAGCGUCUGUGCCCUUAACGUCAUCUCCACCAUAGUGUGUGCUCUCGCCACAGCAAUGUGCUGCAUGCAGAUGGUGUCAACUGAUGUGCUGCAAAUGUUUAUGCCGCACAGAACUCGAGCCUUAAAUGCUGACUGUAUGACCCCCCAUGGAACCAUCCUCCACCAAACACUGGACUUUGACGAGUUUAUUCCUCCAAUUCCUCCACCACCAUACUACCCCCCCGAGUACACCUGCACCCCUUCAAUGGACGGACAGAGAGGCCUGCACCUGGACUUUCCCCAUUCUCCCUUCAGUGCGAUUUAUGGGGUGCCUAUUAACAGUCCAGGGACCCUUUAUCCAACUGACUUGCCCCCCCCAUAUGAGUCUGUGGUGGGUCAAACCCCUGCCAGCCAGGUCACCACAAGCAUGGAGCAACAGGCCACUGAGUCCAGUCUGUGUGACAUAAACACUACCGCAGGACUCAGCACGCAGGCCUCAGUGGACAGCGCGUCGCUGAUGGUUUCAGAGGUGGCCGAUCAGGAUCAGACCUGUUCCUCGGAGGACCUGUGCUCCCUGGAGGUCCAGGGCUCCGACUCCUCCCCUUACGGCACGCUGCGCACCGCCCCCACCGACGGAAGCUGCACCAGCCUGGAACUCUGCAUGCGGGCCUCUUCACGCUGCCACCGCGGCCUGCCCAACGCCGAUGCUCGCCCCAGCGACACCGGAUACAGCGAGUCCUCCCAGACCCAGGACUCACUGGAACGCUCGCCGGACUGGUCCUCGGAAAACUUUAGCAACCUGGACCCGGAGGAUGCUGCUGAGAACACGCAUCCGUGUGAGGAACUCAGGUCUGCGAUGCACAUGUGCGACGAACUGGCCUCGGCCAAACACUUACCGGAGGAGCCGCCCAAAGCAUCAACUCACUCCCUAAUCAAAGCCCGAAUGAUGAGCCGAAAGCUCACUCUACCCGUCAGCAUCCCCCCGCCCCCCCAGCCCUGCUCCCCCACCUCUGUGGCUUCCUCUGGUGGAACCUCAGCCAUCAGCCCUUUGGCCCCCACCCCUUCCCCUUCCCCUCCUGCCAGGCCGAGAGGUCCCAGACUGUGCUUCAGCGUUUGGGCUCCCUCCUCCGCAUCGCAACCCCCUUCUACCUCAGCGCAGAGCGGCCAUUCGCCCUCAGAGAGGCCCAGAGGGCUGAAAACAGCCAGGAGGUACCGCAAACUGGCACGCAUUGUCCGCUCCACCAGUGACCCCAUCUCCUGCUCCACUACAAUAAGAAGAGAGAGCUGCAGCUGCAGCUCCAGAAAUGAGUCCGCUGCUGAAGAUUCAACCCGCACAACUCCAGAACAGGAGCCUAAAGACACCUCAACGGAGGUGGUUGGAGCCAAACCGAGUCACAUACGUGCUACGAGGCAGCAGAAGGAAGGCAGGAAAGUUGACAUCUAUCUUAAACCCCGGCCUCUCCACACACACCCCUCCCACGAGCGGCCACACUCCCUGGCUGACCUUAAGAUGUACAAAGACACCAAAGUACUGGUGGCGAAGUUCCUGGAGCACUCGAGCUGCAGUCUACCUCCAGAAGUCCAGCAGGUUGUCAACAACAUCAAGUGCGUCAUCAAAUCAGACGAGAAACACAUGGAAGAGGCCAUCUUCAGUGCCAAUGUCAUAGAUCAGGUGAUGACCCAACGCAUCAUGGGAAGUCCCAGAAAGCGCGACCACGAGGAUCUUCACCUCCAGAGCUGCGGUGCUUUGAGUUCAUCACCGUCCCCGUCCUUGCGCCGUCCAAAACAUCUCCCACAAACAACCAACUCCUCUGUUGACCCGCAGGGCUCCCCUUCCUCUGAACAAAGCCUUGAGUGCAGAGAAACUAUCCUCUGACCCCCCUCUCCCAACAAGGGCUCGAGUCAAAACUCUUAAGGCGCACACAACCGCGCUGGUUUUUCCAUGUGCCGAAGGUUUCAGCAAAGUAAUUGAGAGCUCUCUAGACAUCAUAAAAAAGAUUCUUUGCUCAGUGUGCCCGCAGUACAAACCAACCGAAAAGCUGACGCAUUGUCACACUGUUCCUGGUGCCCUGUGAGACUGUGCCAAGUCAUCAGCAGAAAUGGUAGCAAGACAGAGUCUGCCAGUGUCUGUAGUGGCUUACUUCUUUUCAGAAAACAGAAAGAAUCAUUGAAAAAAAUAUAUAAUAUGAAAAAAUGAAAAAAACCAAGAAUGUUUCUCCCUCAGGGGAUCUUUUCUAGAGUACCGUCUCUUAAAAAAGAAACAUGCACAGCUGACGAGUCUGUGACUAAAACACAAAAGGGCAUGUGUGUUCAGUGGUCCUCUGGUCCUCAUGAGAAACGGGGACAAAAAUGUUUGUAUUAAACUGUGAACUGAGAGGGGUUUACCAGCCAUUGUUUGCAGAGUUUGUGGAGUUGUCGCUGAUAGGGUGAUGAAUAUUUUGUGGCUCAAGAACAUCACAGAUGUGGAUUAUUUAUCUUACCUCAUUGUGUUACAAUUCUUAUCAGUGUUACAAUAAAAUAUGC
Molecule: messenger RNA, 3044 nt
Organism: Menidia menidia (Atlantic silverside)
Lineage: Eukaryota; Metazoa; Chordata; Actinopteri; Atheriniformes; Atherinopsidae
Source: the annotation of a GenBank genome assembly